Chenopodium quinoa (quinoa) is the source of this 2339-nucleotide messenger RNA. Its product is annotated as BAG-associated GRAM protein 1-like. The transcript has 18 exons. The coding region runs from base 552 to 1985 and encodes 477 amino acids. Lineage: Eukaryota; Viridiplantae; Streptophyta; Magnoliopsida; Caryophyllales; Amaranthaceae. The record is from RefSeq and is a predicted model, not a curated record.
UUCUCCCUCCAAAGUCCAACCACCCUUAAUUGACCCAUUUUCUCUCUCCUCUAAUUCUUCCCUCUUUUUCAUGGAAUUUUUUCAUCAAUUUCAUCAUUUUCGCAAAACCCUAGAAAUUGAUCACUUCAAAUCGUUAUUCUAACGAUUUUUCUCCGAUUUUCCGGCGUGUUUUUUUCAUUUUCCGAUGGAUUUGCCGGCGAGAUUGAUGGUUCAAAUGGCGUUGGAUUCACUUUUCCCGUCGUUGUGGGAGAUUGAAGUUACCUUUGCCGCCGCCAUCUUUGUGAUUGCUGCUUACUGGUACGUCAGUCUUGUUGAUCGCAGUAGCCAUGAUAUUGGUCAGACUAUUGGUUCUGUUGAUACUCUUGAGGAGAGAGAUAAAUUCUGCAAUUAUUUUGUAGAUUGACAAGCUGAAAUGUGACCCUCAAACUCACUCAGGGUACUUGAUCAAGGUUGGGCUUUUGGCUGCAAAGAAUCUUAUCACCGCCAAUCUGAAUGGCACAUCAGAUCCUUAUGCUAUUGUUACUUGUGGUACAGAGAAAAGAUUCAGUUCGAUGAUUCCUGGAUCAAGAAAUCCCAUGUGGGGAGAGGAGUUUAACUUCGUUGUUGAUGAGUUGCCCAUCCAGAUUAAAGUGACAAUCUAUGACUGGGAUAUAAUCUGGAAAAGUGCAGUUCUCGGUUCAGUUUCAGUAUCUGUGGAGUCUGUGGGUGAUAAUUCUGGGGCAGUAUGGCAUCCACUGGAUAGCUCCUCAGGAAUGGUUUGUCUUGAUAUCAAGGCUAUUCCUACAAACACUUCCAGGGUUUUAGAUGGCUAUGGUGGAGGAAAUGGUCGCAGGAGGGUUUCUCCAGAUAAACAAGGGCCAAAAGAUAAGCAAGAGCCGAUGGUGGUCUACCAACAGCCUGGGCCAUUGCAAAUGAUAUUUGAUCUACCCGCUGAUGAGGUUGUUGAGCACAGCUAUUCCUGUGCACUGGAGAGAUCUUUUUUGUAUCAUGGUCGUAUGUAUAUAUCCGCUUGGCACAUUUGCUUUCACUCAAACGUGUUUUCUAAGCAGAUGAAGGUGAUUAUUCCCUUUGAAGACAUAGAUGAAAUUCGAAGAAGCCAACAUGCUGUAAUAAAUCCUGCUAUUACAAUCAUCCUUCGGCUUGGUGCUGGUGGCCUAGGUGUACCGCCUUUGGGAAGUUCUGAUGGGAGAGUUAGGUACAAAUUUGCAUCUUUUUGGAACAGGAAUCAUGCCUUGAAGAUAUUGCAACGUUCUGCGAAAAACUUUCUUUUGAUGCUAGAGGCUGAAAAGAAGGCUAAGGCACUAUCAGAACUUCGUGCACAUAGCAGUUCAAAACGGACAGGUCAACCAAUGCCUAAAGUUCUUGAAGAAAUUAUAUUAAAGACUGAUAAGUUUCAGCCAUUUGUCAAGGAUGAAGUGCUUGUUAGUAUAUAUAAUGAUAAAUUUCCAUGCACAGCUGAGCAAUUUUUUAAUUUAUUGUUGAGUGAUGAUUCAAACUAUAUUAAUGACUAUCGUUCAGCACGGAAGGAUUCUAAUCUUAGUAUAGGGCAGUGGCAUUCAACAGACGAGUACGAGGGUUUAAUUAGAGAAAUGACUUUUCGCUCUAUAUGCAAGAGCCCUAUGUGCCCCCCAGACACGGCAAUGACAGAGUGGCAGCAUGUAGUUUUAUCACCAGAUAAGACAGUAUUGGUGUUUGAAACAGUACAACAAGCGCAUGAUGUCCCAUUCGGGUCUUAUUUUGAGGUGCACUGUAGGUGGCGUCUUGAAACUUGUUCUGAGUCAUCUUCUACCAUAGACGUUAAAGCUGGUGCUCACUUUAAGAAAUGGUGUGUCAUGCAAUCUAAAAUUAAGUCUGGGGCCAUUGAUGAGUACAAACGAGAGGUGCGCAUGAUGCUAGACGCAGCUUGCUCUUACAUUAAUUCUAGGAAUAGUACCAAUGCAGAUGACAGCGUCCAAAUGACUUCUGAUUUACAAGAAAGUGCGUGAUUGGAAGCAAUUCUACUUCACUAGUUUCUUCAGUUUUGGUCCCAAGAUAUGGUGCAGCACUGCAGCUCUGUUCAUAGCUUAUAUUUAUACGGUUAUACCCUUGUUCAUCCUUUUUCUACAUUCGCUGUCAUUAUUGUUCAUUGUUUUUCCAUGUAAGGUUUUGUUGGAUAGCAUUAUAGUUGUGAAUUCGCCCUGAUCCCUUAGCAAUAAAGCUAAUGGUGGUGGUGGUGGUGGUAGCCCGUAUUGUACGUAGUAUGAAGAAUAAUUAUUCUGUUGUAAUUAGGGCUGCAGCAUGUUACUAAGAAGUUUAUUUCAUUUAUACAUUUAUAAAAAGCUUUGUAUUUAGUUUUGCGA